Molecule: messenger RNA, 2758 nt
Organism: Neocloeon triangulifer
Lineage: Eukaryota; Metazoa; Arthropoda; Insecta; Ephemeroptera; Baetidae
Product: alpha-2-macroglobulin-like
Exons: 15
Coding region: 148-2631 (827 amino acids)
Molecular function (GO): endopeptidase inhibitor activity
Source: RefSeq, a predicted model, not a curated record
AUAAAAGUAAAACAGAAGCAAAGUCUCAGACUGCUGCUGUCGUCCACGGCGCUCCUUCCUGAGCCUCAGUCUUAGUGAAGUUUUUACUUUUUACCUUUAAUUUUCAAUUUCGCUUUUAUCUUAACAAAUUCAGAUAAAAAGGAUAAAAUGAAGCGAGCAAUUUUGUUGCUCGUUUGCAUGGCGAGUGUCUUCGUCUUGCAUUUAGAAGCAUCUGCUGUGAAUUCAAGCAAAUUCAUUUUCAUUGCUCCGCGCACUUUGACAAUGGGAAAAGAAGAACAAUUUUCGCUGCAUGUUUUGGAAAACCCUCAAAACUUGGAUUUCAAAAUACGGCUAGUUCGGUCGCAAAUAACUACACAGAUCAUACCUCGCGCUGAACCCAAAGUUCACAAUUUUGACUUCUACGUGGGAAUAACCGACGACUCCACAGCAAUUUUGGAAAUUGUGGCUGGUAACAGUGACGAUGCGCAAACUUUUCGCUCCAACGUAACAAUUACGAGAGAGCGAAAAUUGAUUUUUAUAGAAACAAACCAGCUAAUUUACAAACCAGGAGAGCUUGUCCGCUUCCGAAUUCUACUCUUGGAAAUCGUCAAACUGCUUCCAGUUGCAGAACGGUUGUCAGAAGUUUUCAUAGAGGAUCCUGAUUUCAACAAAGUGGCCCGAUGGGAAAAUGUUCAGUUGAACAACGGAUUUGCUGAGCUCGAGUUUCAGCUGAAAGAGAACAUUAUUGAAGAGGGCUUCUGGGAUAUACAAAUUCGAACUAGUGAAGAGUCACAUGGCGCUAUCAUCAAGCAUUUUGAAGUCAGAAAGAAAGUUUUGCCUAAGAAAUUUAAAAUAACUUUGGAACCGCCUACUAUUAUUAAAGCAAGUGACAUUAAAGACACAACGUGGAAAGUUUGUGCAAGGAACGUUUUUGGAGGGCCUGUCCGAGGUGAUGCCACGAUUGUUUUUAGUGUCAUGAAACCUAUACGAGGGAGUGGAAGAAAUUCUGGUGGUACAUUGAGCACCGUACUUGAAAAUACCACUAAACAGCUAAGAAACGAGGACGGAUGUUACGAUUUUGUCCUGGUGAAGGAUCUGUGGAAGGAUAGCGAAAUUGUCGAAAAGGGUGGAAUCAUCGCAAAAGUAUAUGUGGAAGAAAAAAGCUCUGGGCACAAACAAUCUAUCAAAGAAAUCACAAGAUAUUUUGAUUUUAACAAGAUACAAAUGAAAUUCAACCGCUUGCCUAAAUACUACUACCCUUUCAUCCCCUACCAUGGAGAAGUGCUGUUGAGCCAAGGUGGAGAGCCUCUGCCAAACAGGAGCGUGGAGCUCAAAUCCUUUCGACAGGGGGAUGUGGGGAAGAUUAUUGCCGUCACAGACCAGGCAGGCCGAUUGCCAUUCACAAUCUACACGGGAAAAUCGACCGAUGAAAUUAGUUUCAGGGCCAAGUUAAUGGAUGAGAGUGAAGACAAAAAUGAUCAUAUUCAAUUCAGCGAUCACUUGGUGACUCCUUGGUUCUCAAAGACCAACUCUUACAUCUCAAUUUCCUCUCCUGACGAGGUGGCUUGCGACGGAACGGUUUCAGCAGAAAUAUCCUACACGUUUCCCAAUAUAACUGAGAAUUCUGACAUUCAAUUCGAGUACUUGGUUCAAUCGGUUGGAGAUUUAGUUCACAUAGGCCGUCAAAACGUGAAAGUGAAAAGCGAAUCAUUGAACUCUGAUUCCUGGCCGAACAUCAUAUCCAAGGCUGAUGUAUCUGCAGAGGAGCAACUUUUGAUUGGAAAGUGGACGUUGAACCUCAAAAUUGAACCGCAUUGGUCACCUCUGAUAAAAAUUGUCAUUUACUACUUGCGUGAUGGCAAAGAAAUCGUAUCUUCAAACAAGAAUAUAGAGGUCAAGGGUGGAUGCUUCAGAAACGCAGUUAGCUCGAGAUUCACGGUGAAAAAGGCUAAGCCUGGCCAAAAUGUGACUCUUUCUGUCACCACCAGUUCCAAGUCACUCUGUGCGUUUUCAGGAAUUGAUAAGGCCUUUGUAGAUCCAAACACAGCAUUGACAGUCGAUCAGAUUCGCAGCGGCCUUAAAUACUACGACGUUAAACCUAAUUUUUUCAGUGCUUGGGAUUACAAGACGGAAGAUUGUAAACCAGAGAUAAAGAAACACACACCAUCUAUAAUAAGCAAGAGGUCUAUCCGGAGAGGUACCUUUGAUGUUGCUUUUGGAAACGCCAAAAAGGCCUUUGAAGACGGCGGAUUUGUGAUUCUGAGCACUCUGGACCACAACAUCAAACCAUGUCGAUACGGCGAGCCCAAAGAAAUAUGCGACAUCUGCCCCACCAAGGAUUCAAAUAGUUUUUUCACCGAAGACGAUUCAGCAGGCGAGAGCCUAGAAGACACAGCGAUUUUGGGUAACUUUGCUCGACCUCCACUCACUCCCACUCUUGGGCCAGCUGAAGAUAUCAUUGUGGCAACUGAUGUAUCAAAUUCUCCACAGACGUGGCUUUGGCAAUUAGAAGAGAUUAAUGGGAAUACUACUAAGAAUUUGGAGCUUGAGACGCCUCGUUCAGUCACCAACUGGAUUCUGAACACGAUUUGCGUAUCCAGCACAGAGGGAUUAGGCAUUGCACCUGAAACUUCGCUUCCCGUCAUCAAUUGACGUACAUUAAAACAAACUAAAAUUUAAAAAAAAAUAUUUUUUUUAUAAUUCCAAACUCUAUAAUUUGAAAAUUAUUUAAUGUAAUCUUUGGUGUAAGAACAAUAAAGUUCAUUUCCAAACUUUUCUA